GAAUGUGUUGCUCAUUCUCCGGGUGCUGUCACGUGUGUCAGUUUGGGCCGCAAGUCAGGCCGCGUCAUGGCGACCGGAGGCGAAGACCGACCGUCGAAACUGUGGGCCGUGGGCAAGCCUGCGUGCAUCCUCAGCCUAACUGGUCAUACUUCAUCGGUUGAAGCCACGGAAUUUAGUCAAGAGGAAGAUCGGGUUGCUGCUGGGUCACUUUCUGGCUCUAUCCGAAUAUGGGACUUAGAGGAAGUAAAAAAAGAAUGUGUUGCUCAUUCUCCGGGUGCUGUCACGUGUGUCAGUUUGGGCCGCAAGUCAGGCCGCGUCAUGGCGACCGGAGGCGAAGACCGUCGGGUCAAACUGUGGGCCGUGGGCAAGCCUGCGUGCAUCCUCAGCCUAACUGGUCAUACUUCAUCGGUUGAAGCCACGGAAUUUAGUCAAGAGGAAGAUCGGGUUGCUGCUGGGUCACUUUCUGGCUCUAUCCGAAUAUGGGACUUAGAGGAAGUAAAAAUUGUACGCGCCCUGUCUGGUCACACUUCGGCAGUCAGCUCUUUGGAUUUUCAUCCCUUUGGUAAUUUCGUUGUCUCCGGCUCGAUCGACACCUUAGUCAAGCUCUGGGAUGUUUCUAGAAAGGGCUGUAUCAACACCUACCGGGGUCAUUCUGGAGGAGUGAAUAUGGCUCGUUUCUCGCCCGACGGGAAAUGGGUCGUUUCCGCGGGAGAAGAUGGCAUGAUCAAGCUUUGGGACCUCUCCGCGGGACGUCUACUCGCUGAGUUGACUGGACACACGGGUUCGGUCACAGCUGUUGCGUUCCAUCCGACUGUACUUCUUCUUGCCACCGCAUCCACCGACCGUACAGUUCGUCUUUUCGAUCUCGAGAACUUUUCUCAAGUGGCUGUCAGUGGCACGGAACUCGCGGGGUCUGUGGUCCGUCGAAUUGCGUUUCAUCCUGAUGGUGUCUGUCUGUAUGUGGCCACUUUGGACUAUCUCAAGAUUUACGAUUACGAAACGAUGACAUGCCUGGAAACGGUGAGCGUUGGCUGGCGGAACGGUGGGGGAUUAGAUGACAUGGCCAUUGCUCCCAGCUUCAACCAACUCGUCGGAGCGAGCAUAAGCAACUCGACUCUUAGCACAUUUGUGGUAGACAUCAAAUCAUGCAUUCCGUUUGUGGACGAACUGCCAUCCGUAGAUGUACCAGUGCAGCAAUCCCAACAGACGCCGGCCUGUGCACAAGCCCUGCCGUCCGAAUCUGCCGCAGACAACACUGUUCGGCCUUUUAUUGUCGAAGAACGGCCAUAUACCCGUUGCGGCUCAGCAGCGUCCAAUGCGACCCAUCCGAGAAAUCGAAAAAGUUUCUGUCUCAUAGCUGAGGAGAACGCCCGCAGCACGCUUCAGGAGGAUCUCACGGAUCCCGAUGCUCACCUUCCGUACAAACCGUCCGCUGAUGAUCAGAACGAAAUGGCCUCCUCCGCGGAUAUCAACGAUCCAGAAGAAUAUGAUCGCAUUUUCAAACCUCGCCGAACCGUUGCCCGAAGUCCAUCACGUGCCUUCAGUUCAGCGAACAAAACUUCUAAAGCUACCCCAGCCCCGUCCUCUGCCCGUCGCAUUUCUCCUCCGGAAACCACAGCACACUCCGGCACUGCCUCCAUAUCUGAGCGCUCCACAGCCAAUGUAGUUAAUGAUAGGAACCAGCAAGUUCACGGACAACACGUCAGAGUCGAGGACACUGCUUUCGUCCCACCGCCCAUCAGGCGUGUUCAGUCCACCAUGCAAACAAAAUCAAGCCGCCCUACCUCUUCCCCUGGAAUUACGGCUCCUUCACAGCGUUUGGUUUCUGACGAUGUGUUGACAGAAUUCGUCCAAAACGCAGCCGAUUCCAAGCUUGGUUCGGUCAUUCAAGCAACUCGUGCCGACACUCCCAAUGCGGCAGCCGAUCCUUCCGAGUCCGAGUGGCUAGCCAGUAUACGCAAGUCGCACAAUCUAUUCAUGACCGUUAUGUCUGCGCGGGUAAAGGGAAUUUCCACAGUUCGUAUGAUGUGGACACGGGACAACAUUCGAACGGCUGUGGAAACCGCUCUGAUGAUGAACGAGCCUGCAAUCGUUGUUGAUGUUCUCAGUAUAUUGGCGCAAAACAGCAAACUGUGGAAUUUGGAGCUGGCAACGGUUAUCCUACCUCAUUUGGUACCGCUAAUCCGAAGUAAAUAUUCCAGACAUGUGGAAACAACGUGUAGAACGGUUCACUUAAUUUUGAAGAACUUCGCCCAACUUAUUAAGCACACUCUUGACGGCCCCACUCCACCAGGUGUGGAUCUCAUGCGAGAAGAAAGACAAAGAAAAUGUCAGGAAUGUAUGGAUCAUUUACUUUCCAUACGAACAGCACUUGAAACCAAAGAAGUUGCUUCGCGAGCCGGACAAUACGGUCGAGAGCUUGUUGUUCAAUUCCAGACAUUGUCCUGAUAGCCGACACACCCGGACGCAUAAUUCUAUCCAACUUUCGCCUUUUCGACCCGAUAUGUUGCGCACUGUCAUCACCGUGCUUAACGUUCUAGUACUCCUUCGCUCCCAAGAACCGUUCCUGUACAUAAAACGCUUAACUCAAUGUUUUUCUAGGCUCAAAUAUGUCCGUUUUAUCCACCUCUCUCCCGUGUUUCUGAGAUCUCGAUAAUUAUUCUCAAUUUCCACCCGGUUUCGUCUUUCAUUAGAACAUUUUUUCCAAAGUCCAAAGCAAAAUACGCCCACGGAUUUCCUGGUUAGUCUCUCAAUGCAUUCGCGUAUUGUUUGCCUCCCGUGCCUAAUAUUGCUGUCAACUAUCUGAAGGUUUCUUUCUGUGGCUGCCCCUCAACUCGACCGUUUUCUUGGUGCCGUGUCUCGAUUGCGUCAUCUUUUGCUUAUGAGUCCCUUCAUUUUCGAUGAAUCCUUCGCUGAAC
Opisthorchis viverrini is the source of this 2918-nucleotide messenger RNA. RefSeq lists its product as hypothetical. The transcript has 13 exons. The coding region runs from base 67 to 2448 and encodes 793 amino acids. The record is from RefSeq and is a predicted model, not a curated record. Gene Ontology annotation, biological process: microtubule severing; microtubule depolymerization. Gene Ontology annotation, molecular function: microtubule binding. Gene Ontology annotation, cellular component: katanin complex. Lineage: Eukaryota; Metazoa; Platyhelminthes; Trematoda; Opisthorchiida; Opisthorchiidae.